AUGAUCACAGACACCAACACGGCCGUAUUGCAACUAUUCCCCAAUGGCGGAUGGGACGUUCACCACCACAUAUUCGAGCCCGAGAGAUUCCCCUACUCCCCAGACCGACACCUCACACCACCCCCAGCAACAAUCAAACGCUACAAUGACUUCAAGCGACAAAUCGGAAUCACCAAUUCCGUCCUCACCCACGGCCUCUCUUACGGCUCCGACUGCACCUGCUUGACAACUUUCACAACAGAUCUAGGUCCGGACAUCACCCGCGCCAUUGGAGUCAUUGAUCCGGAGACAAUCACUCCCUCUCAACUCAAAGGGAUGCAUGACGCAGGCGUCCGCGGCAUCCGAGUCAAUCUCUACCAUUACAAUGCGAUGCACGAUCUAGAAUUACAGAAAGUUGCUCUGCGCGCUCACGCAAAUGCACUCCAGAGCUCAUGCAAAGGCUGGAGUAUGGCGUUCACGCAUGUCCAUCCGGAAUUUUGGCCGGAUCUCAAGCCUGUUAUUGUGAAUGAUAUUGUGCCGAAAGGUAUUCGGCUUGUUACUGAUCAUUUUGCUCUGCUGAAAGGGGCGAGUAUGCUUCCGGUUGAAUGUCGGGGUGAUAUCACUAAACAGGAUGGAUUUGAGGCGUUGAUUGAGUUGAUUCGGGAUGGUCAUUUGUUCGUUAAGAUCAGUGCGCCGUACCGCGUGAGUAAGGAGGCGCCUUACUUUGAGGAUACGAAGCCUCUGGUUCGUGCGUUCUUUGAUGCCAAUCCGCGACAGAUCUUGUGGGGGAGUGAUUGGUAUGUUGCUUUGCACUUGUGA
Penicillium olsonii is the source of this 798-nucleotide messenger RNA. The record is from the annotation of a GenBank genome assembly. NCBI's taxonomy places the organism in Eukaryota, Fungi, Ascomycota, Eurotiomycetes, Eurotiales, Aspergillaceae.